Molecule: messenger RNA, 1418 nt
Organism: Periophthalmus magnuspinnatus
Lineage: Eukaryota; Metazoa; Chordata; Actinopteri; Gobiiformes; Gobiidae
Gene: nme4
Product: NME/NM23 nucleoside diphosphate kinase 4
Exons: 5
Coding region: 93-719 (208 amino acids)
Biological process (GO): GTP biosynthetic process; CTP biosynthetic process; UTP biosynthetic process
Molecular function (GO): nucleoside diphosphate kinase activity
Source: RefSeq, a predicted model, not a curated record
CCCAUCACGGGGGCCAGGCGGAUGGUGACUCGUGAGUUUUGAUUGAGUGGAGUUGACUCGUGUUUGUUGUAACGCACCACACGCGCCCAAAGAUGAGCGUCUUUCAGCGGUGCGUUUUCCAAAGGCUCCUCCAGCAGGUGUCUUCAGGAGCCCGGGGACGGAACGUGACGUCGGGACUGGUGUCGGUGUCCACACAGUGCGCGCUGUGGAGAGGGCGCGCCACGGCUGGAGCAGGGUACAGGAAUAAAUCAAGUGCCCCGUGCGUAAAAGAGAGGACGUUCAUCGCGGUGAAGCCUGACGGAGUUCAGAGGCGCCUGGUUGGACAAAUUAUCCAUCGAUUUGAGAGACGAGGAUUCAAGCUCAUAGGACUCAAACUUUUACAGGUUUCCAAGGACCUCCUGUCUGAACACUACUGCCAGCUCACCAAGAAGCCCUUUUACCCAGAUCUGGUGAACUACAUGACCUCAGGACCCGUGGUUGCCAUGGUGUGGGAGGGGCCUGACAUAGUGAAGAUCUCCAGAAUGAUGGUGGGACACACAAACCCAGCAGAGGCCCACGCCGGUACCAUUCGAGCAGAUUUCAGCUUUCACGUCAGCCGGAACGUGGUCCAUGCUAGUGAUUCGACGGAGGGCGCGCAGAGAGAGAUCCAGCUGUGGUUUGAUGGACAGGACCUCCUGAACUGGGACUGCAUAGACCAGAGUGUCACUAGUGAACUCUGAGGGACCCUAACCCAACCCUAAUGCAGAGAGGAACCGUGAUUCUACCUCUUCUCCUGCUGCUAUUUGUUUCGAAAGUUAUAAUUUCUAACAUCUGCGUAAUCCCUGUGUGAUCCAUAGCAAAAGAAAAGUAUAAAAUCUGUCAACUGGACAAAACGUUGUUGGAGUGAAGACGUUUCUCUGCUCAUCCAAGACGCUUCUUCAGUUUUAAUCAGAUUGCUGGUGGACGCAGUUUUAUAUCUGUCUGAAGGAAGCCGCUAGCUACACUGAAACUCAAAAAAAAUACAUAUUGUUUACAGUUUCUAUUUGUAGGCAAGGUCUUUCGUGCUACCCUAAGUGUGCACUGUGCCUGAGUCCUACUUAACAUAGUCAUUCAAGCCCCUAAUGAGUGAUUUCACACCUACUAGACCCAAAGCAAAACAAAGAAAACAAUAGGAACGAGCAAGAUGCUGAGGAUGGAGUUAUAGAGAGGAGACUUAAUUGUCAAAAUAUUAUAUAUGAGCCAACAGAUUAAAAUGUGUUUAUUAAAUAGAUUCAUUACAUGUGCACUUAACUCUGCUGGUGCCUCGUUACUGGGCGUCAAACGACAUCACAACAUUGUAUUGUAUUUGUCUGUAUAAUUGAGAUUAAAGUGGAUAUGGCAGGUUACACUGCUCAUUUCACUCAAACAUAGGUGACACAAAUAAAAAAAUUAAAAACUCU